Schizophyllum commune H4-8 is the source of this 334-nucleotide messenger RNA. RefSeq lists its product as uncharacterized. The annotation marks the transcript as partial. Lineage: Eukaryota; Fungi; Basidiomycota; Agaricomycetes; Agaricales; Schizophyllaceae. The transcript has a single exon. Gene Ontology annotation, molecular function: RNA-DNA hybrid ribonuclease activity; nucleic acid binding. The record is from RefSeq and is a predicted model, not a curated record.
CGCCUUAUCUCAAGGCGACGUAGUCCACUCCGCGCGCAUUCCCCUUGGCCGCCGCGCAGGCAUCUAUGAUGCCGAGAUGUGGGCGCUCGCAGCAGGCGCUGCUCGCACGCGCGACCUCCCCAGCCAACACUCUCACCUCAGAACAAUUAUCUUCUUUACUGACAACCAGUCCGCCGUACGUACCAUUACCGACACUUCUGCUCAUCCCGCACAGGCUGCAUCCAUUAUCUUCCGAAAACACAUAGACUACAUCCUCGGCAGCCUACCUGACGCACGGGUCGAGAUUGUCUGGGUACCCGGGCAUCAGGGCAUCGCGGGCAAUGAACGGGCCGAC